Messenger RNA from Dendroctonus ponderosae (mountain pine beetle), 338 nucleotides. RefSeq names its product homeobox protein CHOX-CAD2. Gene Ontology annotation, biological process: anterior/posterior axis specification; cell differentiation; animal organ morphogenesis. The record is from RefSeq and is a predicted model, not a curated record. Gene Ontology annotation, cellular component: nucleus. The transcript has a single exon. The annotation marks the transcript as partial. Gene Ontology annotation, molecular function: RNA polymerase II transcription regulatory region sequence-specific DNA binding; DNA-binding transcription factor activity, RNA polymerase II-specific. Lineage: Eukaryota; Metazoa; Arthropoda; Insecta; Coleoptera; Curculionidae.
GAAAAACAAGAACAAAGGACAAGUACCGAGUGGUCUACACUGACCAUCAACGAUUGCAGUUGGAAAAAGAGUACAGUUUAAACACGCGAUACAUAAAUAUCAAACGAAAGGCGGAAAUCGCCUUGGACCUGAAUCUGUCGGAACGGCAAGUGAAGAUCUGGUUUCAAAACCGACGAGCAAAAGACCGAAAGCUGGAAAAGAAACAGAAGGAGGAGCAGAACCGCGCUAUGCAGAGUCAGCCAGAUCGGGAGGUUCCCGAUGGAGCCGGAGCUCUUAGAGAAGUGUCAUUUAACAUUGCAUUGUUAAAUGACAACGGAAUCCAUCCGACCACCUUUUAA